Molecule: messenger RNA, 1822 nt
Organism: Rubroshorea leprosula
Lineage: Eukaryota; Viridiplantae; Streptophyta; Magnoliopsida; Malvales; Dipterocarpaceae
Source: the annotation of a GenBank genome assembly
AAGCAAUAGCUUUUCCUUCUCCAUCAUCUUCUCUCUAAACCCAAACCCAAUUCUGGUUAUCUCUUUCUCUUUCUACCCAUUUUCUUCUUCCACAGCAAAAGCUGAAAAUCCCAUCCCACCACUAGUGCAACUCCACCACCUGUACUGCUACAGAUUGAUUGAUUUCUUUUCCCUUCACUACCAACAGCACCAAGAUAUAGUCUAACCCCCCCAAGAAGAAGAAUAUGUUGGAUAGUACUGCUCCUUCUUCCUCAUCUGAUCCUUUCAACCCCUUAGAAAAUGGGGCCACCCAGAAAAGAAAAAGAAAACCAGCCGGUACCCCAGAUCCAGAUGCGGAGGUGGUUUCUCUAUCGCCUAAGACGUUACUGGAAUCGGACCGGUACGUGUGUGAGAUCUGUAACCAAGGGUUUCAGAGGGACCAGAACCUUCAAAUGCAUCGGAGAAGGCACAAGGUACCGUGGAAGUUGUUGAAAAGGGAAACCCAAGAGGUGAAGAAGAGGGUGUUUGUGUGUCCUGAGGCGACUUGCUUGCACCAUGACCCAUGUCAUGCUCUCGGAGAUCUUGUCGGUAUAAAGAAGCAUUUUAGAAGGAAACACAGCAAUCAGAAGCAGUGGGUCUGCGAAAAGUGCUCCAAAGGGUACGCCGUUCAGUCCGAUUACAAGGCUCAUCUCAAGACUUGUGGCACCAGGGGCCAUUCUUGCGACUGCGGCAGAGUCUUUUCCAGGGUGGAGAGUUUCAUAGAGCACCAGGAUGCGUGUACUGUCCGGCGAGUCCAGCCGGAGAUGCAGGCGAUGCAGACAGCUGCUUGCUCGUCUCGAUCAGCAUCCAGCACCAGUCCCUCAAGUGAAGCCAAUUUUAGCAUAUCUGCUCCGUUGGCAGGGAUGCCAAUGCCAAAGCCAACAAAUGAGCCUGUAUUUUUAUACAAUCAUGCUUCUAGUUCAAAUCAGCAGCAACAUAAUCUUGAACUUCAGCUCCUACCAUCUUCAAGCGCUCGGAAUUCAGACAACAACUAUGCUACCAAUUUGAAGCUCUCCAUAGGAUCAAGUGAUGUUAGCGCCGGUGGAAAUGAUGAAAAGGCGAAAAACAAUGGGAGUUCGGAUGCUAAUAGAGAGAAUAGUGUUGAAGAAGUGCACGCACUGGAAGCAUUGAGGUUUAAAGAGUUUGCAGGUGAGCAACUGAAGUUGGCCAUGGCAGAGAAGAGUUAUGCUGAGGAGGCUAGGAGAGAAGCAAAGAGGCAGAUUGAGAUGGCUGAGCUCGAGUUCGAAAGUGCCAAGAGGAUAAGGCAACAAGCGCAAGCUGAGCUUGAAAAGGCUCAUUUUUUGAAAGAGCAAGCAACGAAGAAGAUCAGUGCAACUAUCAUGCAGAUCACUUGCCAAGCUUGCAAGCAACAGUUCCAAACACCAGCAGGCAUCACUUCGACACCCGCCGAUGAGACAUCUCUUGCUAUGAGUUACAUGUCCUCUGCCACAACGGAGGGGGAAGGAGAGUAAUGAACUUUAGCAUCUUAAUCCAACAUAUCUCUUUAUAUUUUUAAGCAAAACCUCUGAUCUUCUUUUUUGUGUUUAUGCAUGUUGAUUUUCUGUUUCUAUAUCAACCCAAUAUGCUGUGGUCCUUGAAUUGAUUUUAAUAUAUCUUCAUUUGUUUAAAGAAAAAAGAAAACAUAGAUGACCAUCAUGCAUCAUGGGUUCAUUUAAUAUGUCUCUCUGCAUAAGAUUCUAUGAAAAAAAAAAAUCGAUGUAUGAUAUGUCUCUCCUGCUAGAAGCAUGUGAAUGUGUUUAAAGUUCUUGUACUUAGAAAAAUUUAAUUAAAUUUAGGCUUGGAA